AUGUCACUUAAGUUAUUGGGGGGCCAAGGCCCCCCGGCCUCCGGUAGAGAAUACAUAAAUGUUACUUCUCCAUUACCUAAUGAGGUUACAUGGACUGUUUCAACAGCGUUGCAGCAGCAGCAGCAGCAGCAGCAGCAGCAGCAGCAGCAGCAGCAGCAGCAGCAGCAGCAGCAGCAGCAGCAGCAGCAGCAGCAGCAGCAGCAGCAGCAGCAGCAGCAGCAGCAGCAGCAGCAGCGAGAGUAUUUUAGACUAUCAGAACAGAAACUCUUGUUAUCUGCAAGAGGUUAUACUCGAAAUUCAGUAACACAGAUUACGAUAAGUCUUCCUGGACAAUGCAAGUUGAAGCAGAACGUUAGUGGUCAAUUAGUCACUGCAUUUGAAUGUCUCACUAAAUUGGUUAUUUACUAA
Molecule: messenger RNA, 408 nt
Organism: Rhopilema esculentum
Lineage: Eukaryota; Metazoa; Cnidaria; Scyphozoa; Rhizostomeae; Rhizostomatidae
Source: RefSeq, a predicted model, not a curated record